AUGGAGUAUGUCGGAACGCUCGCCGCCUCGGCCGCCCUUAUGGAGGAGCUCAUUCCCCGCUACCUCGACCCCGAGGCCUAUGCUGUCAUCAACGGCGGUGUUGAUCAGACCACCGUCCUUCUCCAGAAGCACUCCAGAAGCACAUUCAAGUACACCGGUUCUGGAGACAUCAGCAAGAUCGUUGCCGGCGCCUCCGCAAAGACGCUCACCCCCACCACGCUCGAGCUGGGCUGCAAGAGCUCGGUCAUUGUGGAGCCGGACGCCGGCCUCAAGAUGGGCUAUCUGCGUGUCCUCCCAAUGAAGUCGCUGAACCUCGGUCAAGAGCGUGACGACUUGCAGCACGUCGUCUGCGUUACCCCAGACUACAUCCUCGUUAUAAAGCAGCGUGUUGACGACUUCGUCAAGGAGAUCGUCGCGACUCGAGUUUACUCUGUGGCACUGGGGUCAACUUUCAAGCCGAUGACUUCUUCUGAGGUCAUCCUCUGGCUCUCGUCUCUUACUCUCAAGCACGAUGGCGCAUCUCUCGAUAACCAGCAUGCGCCAGUUACAGUCCAACAGCUUCUUGAACACGUCGAUCUUAGCAGCUACAACCCAAUCUCUUUCCUUCCCAGCCCAUACACCUUCUCCUAUCAGGAGGUGAACGGGACUUCGACCCUGGUCGAUGUCUCUUACAAUGCGACAGGGCUCGAUUCAAUCCUCCGUCGCCAAGACUCUGUCCUCGAGGGGCGGGAUGCAACCUGCUUCAAGUUGGCGGAUGCUUCUACUGCGACGUUUGCACUUGGUCUAUUCAAAAGACAGCUUCGAUUGAACAGUCGUGGACAGCCGGCAUUACGGGCGAUUUUGAGGAAGCGCUUCACUUGA
Molecule: messenger RNA, 861 nt
Organism: Apiotrichum porosum
Lineage: Eukaryota; Fungi; Basidiomycota; Tremellomycetes; Trichosporonales; Trichosporonaceae
Exons: 7
Coding region: 1-861 (286 amino acids)
Biological process (GO): aldehyde metabolic process
Cellular component (GO): cytoplasm
Molecular function (GO): aldehyde dehydrogenase (NAD+) activity
Source: RefSeq, a predicted model, not a curated record